UAAAGAAGCAGUGGGUCAAAGCUUCACCAUGACUUCCUGGACAGGGAGCCGUGCCCAGCUUGUGGGAUGACCCUUCAGGCCAGUCUCUUUGCCCGCCGUGGGGUCAGAUGGUUCUUCAGGUCUUGCAGUCUCCGUUUCUCACAGGCUGUGGAAGGCACCAUGUUGCGAAAUUUCCAGAAGGUGUUGUGUGUGGCGGAGAAGAAUGAUGCUGCCAAGGGGAUUGCAGACAUACUUUCCAACAGCAGGAUGAGGCGGAGAGAAGGUCUUUCCAAAUUCAAUAAGAUCUAUGAAUAUCAAUGUCACAUGCUUGGUCAGAACGUCGCAGUGGUGAUGACAUCCGUUUCGGGACAUCUCCUGGCUCACGAUUUUAAGAUGCCGUUCAAAAAAUGGCACAGCUGCAACCCGCUUCUCCUCUUCGAUGCUGAAAUUGAGAAAUACUGCCCUGAGAACUAUGUAGACAUUAAGCGAACCCUGGAGCGGGAAAUCCAGCAUUGCCAAGCGCUGGUGAUCUGGACAGAUUGCGACCGCGAAGGAGAGAACAUCGGCUUUGAGAUCAUUGAUGUCUGCAAAGCAGUGAAACCAAGCCUUCAGGUGUUCCGAGCCCGUUUCUCCGAGAUCACGCCGCGCGCCAUCAGGAGCGCUUGCGAGAACCUGGCCCAGCCCGAUCAGAACGUCAGCGAUGCAGUGGACGUUAGGCAAGAACUGGACCUCAGGAUAGGUGCUUCCUUCACCCGAUUCCAAACACUGAGGCUCCAGAAGAUCUUCCCGGAUGUUUUGGCGGAGCAGCUGAUCAGCUAUGGGAGUUGCCAGUUCCCUACGCUGGGAUUCGUGGUGGAAAGGUUUAAAGCCAUCCAAGCCUUUGUGCCGGAGACUUUUUACAAAAUUAAAGUGACGCACGACUACGAAGGCGGCACCGUGGACUUCAACUGGAAGAGGAAUCGUCUCUUCAACCACACGGCCUGCCUGAUCCUGUAUCAGAUCUGCAUGGAGGAUCCCCUGGCCACUGUGGUGGAGGUCGGGAGCAGGCCCAAAAGCAAAUGGAGACCCUUGCCGCUGGACACCGUGGAACUGGAGAAGCUGGCUUCUCGUAAGGCUGAAAAUAAAUGCAAGAAAACCAUGAGGAUUGCUGAGAAACUCUACACUCAGGGGUACAUCAGCUAUCCUCGAACGGAGACCAAUAUUUUCCCCAAAGACAUCAACCUCCCCAGCCUGGUGCAGCUCCAGGACCCGGACCCCCACUGGGGAGCUUUUGCCCAAAGGAUUCUCGACCAGGGUGGCCCGACCCCACGGAAUGGGACUAAAUCGGAUCAGGCCCACCCCCCCAUCCAUCCCACAAAAUACACUGACAGCUUGCAGGGGAACGAGCAACGGCUCUACGAGUUCGUCGUACGCCACUUCCUGGCUUGCUGUUCCCAAGAUGCUAAGGGGGCAGGAAAACGACGGUGGGAGAUCGAGAUAGCCAACGAACGCUUUGUGGCUCACGGGGCUCAUGAUCUUGGCCAGAAAACUACCUGGAAGUCUACCCCGUAUGAGAAGUGGAGUGACAAGGUUAUCCCCGUGUACGAAAAAGGGUCUCGCUUUCAGCCCACCACUGUGGAAAUGAUUGAUGGGGAGACCAGCCCGCCCCAGCUGCUCACAGAAGCGGAUCUCAUCUCCCUGAUGGAGAAGCACGGCAUCGGUCAGUAGCAUGUU
Molecule: messenger RNA, 1692 nt
Organism: Heteronotia binoei (common prickly gecko)
Lineage: Eukaryota; Metazoa; Chordata; Lepidosauria; Squamata; Gekkonidae
Gene: TOP3A
Product: DNA topoisomerase III alpha
Biological process (GO): DNA topological change
Cellular component (GO): nucleus
Molecular function (GO): DNA topoisomerase type I (single strand cut, ATP-independent) activity; DNA binding
Source: RefSeq, a predicted model, not a curated record